Talaromyces proteolyticus is the source of this 1548-nucleotide messenger RNA. RefSeq lists its product as uncharacterized. The transcript has 3 exons. The record is from RefSeq and is a predicted model, not a curated record. Lineage: Eukaryota; Fungi; Ascomycota; Eurotiomycetes; Eurotiales; Trichocomaceae. Gene Ontology annotation, biological process: DNA-templated transcription. The coding region runs from base 1 to 1548 and encodes 515 amino acids. Gene Ontology annotation, molecular function: DNA binding; zinc ion binding.
AUGUUAAUUGAUAAACAGAUCCUCUACGAACAUAAUCUCGAAGAUGAUCAUAUCGUGAUCGCGCAAACGGCGAUAUUAUUGAGCUUCUAUAACUCUAACUCCGACGCAAUGAGCAAUUCUACAUGGCUUUCUGUAGCCGUCGAACAUGCACAAGCCGUGAACGCUCUUGAAUAUGACUACAUUGAACCGAGAUUCAACCGCGAGCAGCUAAAGAGACUGUGGUGUUGCUGUAUACUUCGGGAUCGUGUGAUCUCUCUGGGAAUGCGUCGCCCACUUCAAAUUUUACCAGAAAAAUUUCCCGUAACGGAGAAUUUGAUGUGUCUUGAUGAUUUAAAAGAGGAACUGGGAAACUCUAAGACCUACAACUUGGAGACGAAGACAAUGCUUAAUUUCAUGUUCAUCGGCCUUUGCGAAUUCGCAGAAGCGGUGACUGACUUGCUAUUGAUCUUAUACCCCCCGCACCAACGGUCGCCCUGGGUAACUACUGACAGGCAUGGCACCAUCUGGGAACACCUUACGCGAAUAAAACUGAGAUUGUCAGUUUGGGAGGGCGAUUUUAUGAGAAGGCUUGAACAUGAUGAAUGCGAGAUCCAUCCUUCCAUCACCCUUUUUGUCUCCAUGAUCGAUAUGUACUACCAGGCUGCACGAAUAGCCUUAUGCAAUCAUGCCUGUCGUCUGGCUGCUAAGUUUGAAUCGCUACAGUCUAAGAAGUUGAUUCUUGAAUCCUACAAGUCUGAACUCCAAAACGCGGUCACCGAUAUGGCUGAUAGUGUUCGACGAUUGAUUGUUGCCGAUAUGGCGAAGUAUCUACCAGUGAGCGCGAUGGCUUGUACGAUGUUACCUCUCAUUCUAUGUGGGCUGGAUGUUAGUUUACCGUCUAGUGCGAGGACACCUCGCCGAAACUCCCAAAAACUGCUCAUUUUCAAGGAGAUAAACCGGAUAUACAGUCUGCGGUACAACGUCAAGCGUCUCUCACUUCUAAUAGAGCUGGCGAUUGAAUUUGUCAAGUCGGAGAUUAUUAAAAUAAUGCUAGGUGCAAAAGAAGUCGUCAUAUCUUUUGCAGAUAUGUUUGAGCGAGAGCCCGACAGCUAUGUAGGUUUAUGUCUGUACGUCGACAGACUGCUUGCUGUAGAUGAUCUUGGCACGCAAAUCAAUGCAAAUAAGCCCAAUCGCGCACAGCAGCAGCACCAAAAACAGUUAUUAGACCUGCACCAUUACAUCAAAUCGGAGCAGCCUUGCUUGGCUCCAACUUCAUAUGCUACUACUAGCAGUAGCCAUGACAGCGACGAAUGCGAUAGCACGAUUGAAGAUCCCAGCCAAAUCAUACCAUUUGCGUCAGCUAUGUAUUCGUCAGCGUCUCCGUCCUUUUCGUCUCCAGAAUACAUGGGGAUAACCGUAACGGAGCAAAUAGACACCACACCGAUGUGCUGGGCAUCAGAAGAUCAAAAUAUACUAAAAGAGCACAGUCUGGAACAGAGCCAAGGACAAACAUUAGGGGGGGCCUGGUCUGACCAAUAUUUUGAAACUAUUGGAUUUCUCGGAGAAUGA